CGAGUGCGCUCUGCUAUGAGAGGGAGGCAGGCGUCGCAAAAGCGCGACGGCAGAAGGAAAAGGCACUGGGGAACGAGUACAAUUCAGGACGACUCACAUAUUCUUAUUGUAUGGCCCCUCUAUCAUCCAUGAUGAAUUCUUUUCAAGGGCCACUCUCCCAAGAAGGAAAACUACAGGAACGUAAAAGUGCGGACAAAGAGGAGUCUCAAAGCAACGAUAAAGCGACUGUCAAAGGAUGUAAAGGCAAGGCGCAGAGUCUCCCGUUCAGUGUGGAAUCUUUAAUAUCAGACAGAACAAGCACACGGACUUUAUACACGUCAUCUGAUUCUGGUAUUAUAUCUCCGACAUCCAGUGCAGAUGAGCGGCUGAGGCUCUCGCCCAUGGCUCUUUACGCAGACAGAAAGAUCCCAGUGGAGAGCGUCUCCAACCUAUCCGACUGCAAGAGAGGAGAUAUGGAAGAACUAAAUGACAAGGGACAGUCCGGCUGGUUUCAGACACCCUCGUACACUUCUCCGCCAAGGCACUCAAGUCCACCUCCGUGUACCCUCAGAAAACAUAAGAACAACCGAAAACCGCGGACACCGUUUACCACCUCGCAGCUGCUCGCUUUGGAGAGAAAAUUUCGUCAAAAACAGUAUCUUUCUAUUGCAGAGAGAGCGGAAUUUUCCAAUUCACUCAACCUCACAGAGACUCAAGUUAAAAUCUGGUUUCAAAACAGACGGGCGAAGGCAAAAAGGCUUCAAGAGGCCGAACUAGAGAAACUGAAACUUGCAACCAAGCCAUUAUUACCUGCGUUCGCCUUUCCGUUCCCACUCGGAACACACGUUGGUUCUCCACCCCUCUACGGACCGUCCAGUUCCUUUGCUAGACCUGCGUUACCAGUCCCGGGACUUUUCGGUGGGCCAGUGACCUACGGAAUGUACUAUUUGUCUUAACCGACUGAAGAACGUCCUUCAGUUCACCGUCUGCUGCGGUUCUGUUAGUCAAAUGACGAGUGAAAUAGCAAAUGUUUUCUUUAAAGAACUUCAGCAAAUAUACCAAUUUAAAAGAAUUUAUUCUUGUGAACUACAGUUUAUUCCAAAAGUGAGAGUCCCCAAAUUGGCUUUAAAAGUGCAAUGAAUCUUCUUCCCCUGAAUACAGAAGACUUUAUCUUGUAUUGUAAACAAGCAGACAUAACACAGUGUGGCUGAUUGUAGUCUCAGAGGAAACGAUUUCCAAGAGAUUAUUUCUUCUGAGGGCACAGCCGAUUUGGCAAGUGCCACUUGUUGAUCAGCAUCCCUUGUUGAUGGGUGAUGCGCGAGAAAACACU
Molecule: messenger RNA, 1309 nt
Organism: Rhinichthys klamathensis goyatoka
Lineage: Eukaryota; Metazoa; Chordata; Actinopteri; Cypriniformes; Leuciscidae
Gene: msx3
Product: muscle segment homeobox 3
Exons: 2
Coding region: 111-935 (274 amino acids)
Biological process (GO): embryonic morphogenesis; regulation of transcription by RNA polymerase II
Cellular component (GO): nucleus
Molecular function (GO): RNA polymerase II transcription regulatory region sequence-specific DNA binding; DNA-binding transcription factor activity, RNA polymerase II-specific
Source: RefSeq, a predicted model, not a curated record